Molecule: messenger RNA, 2657 nt
Organism: Orussus abietinus
Lineage: Eukaryota; Metazoa; Arthropoda; Insecta; Hymenoptera; Orussidae
Gene: thoc5
Product: THO complex subunit 5 homolog
Exons: 12
Coding region: 205-2286 (693 amino acids)
Biological process (GO): positive regulation of DNA-templated transcription, elongation; mRNA export from nucleus
Cellular component (GO): THO complex part of transcription export complex
Molecular function (GO): mRNA binding
Source: RefSeq, a predicted model, not a curated record
GUUGCGUGUUCAAAUCACGUCGGGGUCAAUUAAUUUUUUUUCUUUCUUUUCCUGUUAAGAUCACGUAGGAUAUGACAUGCUAAAUUACUGCUCCUCCUAAGACAGGGUUCUUUUUUAUGGAAUAGUUGAAUAAAAAUUUGGGAGGUUGAUGCUGUUCUGGAAUUGAGGUUAGGUCGGUCAAGAUAGAGGACUGUCGAUGGUGCGAUGGCGCGGGUUAUGCUUAUCGGUCGCUCGGGAAAUUUGAAGGAAACCGACGAGUUCCAAGUCAUGGGGAAGGAAAACGAGGUGGAGCCGCCGAAGAAGCGGAGAAAAUCCGUCAGCGUCGGCGGAACUACCACAGGGACUGUUGUAAAGGAUGGAGACAUGUAUAAGACCAUAAUAAGUUACGAAGAGAAAGAGGCCAUGGAUCGAACUCCAGAGAAUGAUUACGAUGUUUUUCUGAAGACCUGUGAUAGUAUCAGAAGAGGAAUGAAUAAAAUAGCAAAGUUGAAGUCCAGUGGGGAUGACAAUGUAAAGGAAGAUAUUCGUGAGCUGCAAAUUGAGGUAUCUCUGGCGUUCAUGGAAUUAAAGAAACUUAAUAGGAUGGAGAAGUUCAGGACAAAGUUUGCAAGGGAUUCUCUUAUUGCUGCUAAGAGCAAUGUAGAUAGUCGGCAUCUACAUUUACAAAAUUUAUUGUACGAGGUCAUGCAUUUGAAGAAGGAAGUCCUAAAGUGUCUUCAGUUUAAAUCAAAAGACGAGGCAAUCGAAUUGGUAUCGGAAGCAGAAUUCUAUAAGGAAGCACCAGAAAGCAUUUCAAGACCUGCUGUAACAAAGAAUGAUCCUCAUCAGUUAAGACUGGCUCGUCUUGAGUGGGAACUAACUCAGAGAAAACAGCUUGCGUCUCUCUGUGAUGAGUUAACUGAAAGUAAAAAAGGAGUUGCGGCAAAUAUAGAGACCAAACAAUCACGCUUAGAUAAUUUAGCGCCCCAACUUCGACAGAUAUUGGAGGCAAGUAAACCUCUUCAAGAAAGUCUCGGAUUACCAUUGGAUAAAAUUAGACAAGAACACCAGAAAGCUUCAUUGCUGGCAAUGCCACUCUAUGUUUUAUAUGUGAAAGCUACAGCAUUUAGAGACGCUUAUGAUUCAUUAUUAAUGGUAAGUGUCGAAGGUGACGAGGAUGAGGCGAAGCGUACAACAUCUCAAGAUGGUCAGCAAGAAUCAGAUUCUGACAUGGAGACACAGGCAGAAAACGUUGUCGAAGAGACACCGGUUCACAAAAAGAGGCACCACAGGUUGUCAAAAGAGGCUAGACAAGAGGAGAAAAAAUCCAGGAUACUUCACAGGCAUCCACUUAGCAUUAAAAUCGUUAUCAUCAUAAAACCUGAAACAAAAAUGACAUUGCAAUUCUUCUACAUGACUUAUUUAAAAGUGGUAACGGUUGAAUCAAAACUGGACACUGAAGUGGAAGGUUUAGGAGGAAGUGGACUCGAGGAGAUGCUGAUGUCGGACUCGAUUCUACGAGAACUGUACCCAAAGGAUUUGGGCAUAGAGAGUCCGAACCCUGCGAAUAAUUAUCAAUUGAUGCGGCACAACUUGGGUCCCAUUUCAUCUCUAGGAUUAGGCAUCCCUUAUCGGUGGGCUCAGAGAAUGGCUGGUCUUCGAUUUGUCUCAUCCGAUGUUGAAGAACAGAAGCUUAGUAGCCAAAAAUUAGCGCAGCACAAUGUCGAGAACGUUCUGAAAGAGAUUAAACGACGGGUCAAAGCGAGGUUAGACCUGUGCACCGAGAUACGACAACUGGUUUCAAGGAAUUUGCAGAUUCUCGCUAGUGACUCCGAUCCGGUGCCUCAAACUGUCGCCACGUACUUGCACCACUUCACUAAUUUAUCCUGGAAGAUGUACAGUGCUUGUCAGGAAACGCAGGCUUUCUGUCAGCAAGGACUGGUCACUCCAGUCGAUAUUUUCUACGAAGCUGCACUACGAAGGAAUAAUCAUGAGCUUACUGCCCGAAUCGCCAUUAAGCCAGAUUACCCAAAGGUCACACCCUUGAUCGCUAUUUGUGCCACUCAGUCAUCACUGUUGACCAAAGAAGGCCUGCGUGACAUCGAAAGGGAGGUGAACGUCAUGUGGGAAAAGCCACCUACCUUGACGAUGCAGAUCCAACGCCUGAGAGCCUGCUAUGACAUAUAUUUAGAGACCGAAGGCAUAAUGCCACGUGACAAGAUCUUCUUUCAUCCUGUCAAAGGAAGGACUCGUGCCAGACCGUACAAGUAUUUGACACUCGGAGGUGGAAUUUUCACUCAUCGCUGAAGAUCCAGUUCAAGAUUGGUGUCACGGUGAUACAGUUUUCCAUCACAAUAGUCUCAUUCGAGGUGGUUUUAUUGUAAGUAAGCGUUCGUAUUUAAUCUCGUGAACGUUCUACGAGCACGUUCGAGGUCGAUGAUUGGACGAUCUUGCCACUGCGAUGAGGUAGGUUCGCAGAGUAUGUCUCAGUCGUAUAUUCUCUGUGGCCAACCUGUCACGCUCCCUUCGCAGUUCGAUAUUUUCCGCUUUCACAUGGUUGUACCGUUCCCAGAAUCUCUCCAUUUUGUUGAAGGGAUUCGUCGCCUGUCGGUUCAAGACUUUUAUAUAAAUUCCAUCGCCUUAUCGCCCGAAAUAAAUACUUCAUUGGAGAACUUUCA